GCGCUCCCGACCCAUGGCUUUGGCACGACACCGGUGUUUAGGAGAAACGGCGCCCCCUGGCGCACCAUCGCAUCUCACACCACCGGCACCGGAAGCAACGAAGAAGAAGUGAAUUUGUUGUAAAGCUCGAAGCUCCGAACUCACCUAACGAACAGGUGCGACCAGAACCCGGUACUGGAAAAGCCCCACCCCCUAGCUGAGCUCACCUUUAGUCAUGGCUCUUAUCUCUCUGGAAGAUCUCGAGGGGUUGGACGAUGAGCAGCUGGAUGAUGACAUCAGCGAUAACCCUGAGCCAUUGGAUGAGGAGGAAGGAAGACGCCUCCUUAAUCACUGGCAAACAGUGGCAACCACGCAUCAGGUGUCAGUUCCAGAAGAAAUGACCGGCCCUAUCCAGGAAAUGACCCGGAACAACCAGCACAGGGAGCCCCUCCCCUUCAUCCUCAUCUCCCGCCAUGAGAAGAUGGGGGAGGUUCAAUACGAGGAGCGGCUCUACCCAGCCGGAUCGUGGGCUUGUGUGAUCCGAGGAGAAAAUCUGUAUGAGCAGAGCAUCUCCAUGGCUUUCAUGAAGCUGAUGCGCUUCAUCUGCAAAGAAAACUCUUCAGGCAGAUACCUGGACAUGACUGUACCUGUGGUCAGCAGCGUGCAGGUGAUGGACGACGAGACGUUUCAGAGAGACGUGGAGAUGGCGUUCUUCCUUCCAGCUGAGUUUCAGAGCAAUCCCCCUCAGUCCUCCGACCCGGACGUCCGUGUGGUCUACAGGGAGCCGUUCAGGGUGGUUGCAAGGACAUUCUUCGGGAUGACCACAGAGGAGACGGUGAACCGUCAGAUCCGCCUGCUGUGGGACCUCCUGGACCACAGGGACCACUUACAUCAUGACCGCUACAUGGUGGCGUCAUACAACCAUCCAGGAGCACCGCGGCGCCGCAACGAGAUCUGGUUCAUCAGGAGAGACCUGUAGGCUCCUCCCACAACACAGCACGUCCCCUCCCUAAUAGGUGGCCCUUGUUGGAUCGACCAGAUGAAGCAUGCUUGUGUCUGUAAAUAGAUUCCAGGGUUUCCCCCGGCGCUUUAUAAGCCUGGCUCAUGCCCCGCCCACCUCCCCGACCCUACCGUGUCCGCUGACACGAACGGCGCAACGAAACUAGAGCCCUCCAUCAGCUGAUUCUGGUGAGAAACAGCAGCGGAACGUGUGCAACACCCCACCCCACCCCCCCCCCCCCCACGGAGGAGCGCCACAGGACGGAGCGCACGACCCCCCCCCACCCCACCCCCAGCUAAUCCGCCAGGCUUAACAUUUUCUGGGGGAAACCCUGGAUUCUGACCCUCCCAUUGGUUCACUGUACAGGAAGGAAGGAUGCCCCUUCUGAUUGGCUGCUGCCUGCAACUGUUCCAGGAUCAGCAACCUUAGUGUGACGUCAUAGUUUUGGAAAUAACUUAAGUACGGUGAAGUACACCUUCUUAAGAAACUGUACAGUCACGUGUUCUGUAGCAGUCGUUGUGCCCUGCAUGCCCAGGCGACGGGAGGCGGAGCCUGUCCUUCCCUCCGUCAGUGAUCAUAAACUGUUUUUAAACUGAUUUUCUACAUUCAUUUUCACGUAGGAUCAUUUUUCUUCCAAAUGAAAAAUAAAAAGCUGAAACCUGUCUGAA
Messenger RNA from Nothobranchius furzeri (turquoise killifish), 1647 nucleotides. RefSeq names its product heme-binding protein soul4 (gene soul4). Lineage: Eukaryota; Metazoa; Chordata; Actinopteri; Cyprinodontiformes; Nothobranchiidae. The record is from RefSeq and is a predicted model, not a curated record. Gene Ontology annotation, molecular function: heme binding.